AUGCUCGCCAAUCGGUGGCUUGCAUUUCUUGGUUUCCUGCUUUCAGUCAACACCUUGUCUGUCUGGGGUGUAUCUACACCAUCAACUAGCCGUUUUUCUUUUCUUUCCUCUCCUCUUCGACCAUCAGCAGUUCGUGUACUACCGAAAUAUGGUCGUUUUCUCUCCCAACUCAGCAGCGCUUCCAGUGCAGCUUCUCAUUCAGGUGUAUCGACACCUACGGAUAAGAAAGGAGAGGAGGCCAACCCUAGCACCGAUGCUCUCUUUAUGCAACUAAAGAAAUGGCUUGUAUUAAAUGGUGCAGAACUUGACGUAGAAGGAAUUGAAUUAAGAAGCCAAUCUAAUUCUGCUUAUGUACCUGUUAAGAACCAACCACCAGAAAAAUAUCUAACAGCUAUGCGUCCUUACUCUCGUGGCGAAGUUAUAGCAACAAUUCCUCCUCAUCUACAUUUUACUGCUGAUGUUCUUGAGGAUCUUCUUGCCCCUUUUACCACCACUAGCAACAGCAGCAGCAGCAACAGACGCAUGCAGGACAGUACACAAGAUGGUAUAACAGCAGCAGCAGCAGCAGGAGGAGGAGAAGAAGGAAAGUUUGUAUGGGUGGUGACGGAGAACGAGAAAUUCUUUGAAGGAGAAGAUGAGACAUUAAAGGAUCAUGAGACAAGAGCUAAACGUUUUCUUAUUUCUUUCUUACAACAAAUAUUAUUUGAACAAUUUAAUACAAUAAACGAAGAAGAAGACAUAAAUAUGCUUCGUAGUCAGCAUAUGAUUAUACCAUCAAAGAAACAUAAAGGUCUAGAGGAAAGAAUACCUUUAUCUCCUGCUAUGGAUAUUGCUAUUCGUUUCCGGCAAAAGAGAAGAAAUGUUCUAAUAAAAGCUAUUAAUAAGAUAAAAGAAUCGUUAAAUAGCAAGAAAGAGGAGAAAAAACCAUAA
Eimeria maxima is the source of this 930-nucleotide messenger RNA. RefSeq lists its product as hypothetical. The transcript has 3 exons. Bases 1 to 930 code for a protein of 309 amino acids. NCBI's taxonomy places the organism in Eukaryota, Apicomplexa, Conoidasida, Eucoccidiorida, Eimeriidae. The record is from RefSeq and is a predicted model, not a curated record.